Molecule: messenger RNA, 939 nt
Organism: Theileria orientalis strain Shintoku
Lineage: Eukaryota; Apicomplexa; Aconoidasida; Piroplasmida; Theileriidae
Exons: 7
Coding region: 1-939 (312 amino acids)
Biological process (GO): ribosomal large subunit assembly; rRNA processing
Cellular component (GO): nucleolus
Molecular function (GO): rRNA binding
Source: RefSeq, a predicted model, not a curated record
AUGACAGGAGAAAACGAAGAGUUGAAUCACCCAGAUGAGUUGGAGAAUGAGGUGAUUGAUGAGGACAGGAAGGACGAGGAAGAAGUGGAUACAGACCCAUAUAAAAUAAAAAACGUAGAGUACCUGAAGACCUCAAAGAAAUAUAAAGAUAAAAGGAAGGUGCUGGUGUUCGCAAACAGAAGAAUAUCGCACCUGGGAAUGAGCUUGAUGAAGGAUCUGAAAGCUCUGCUACCACAUCAUAAAUCGGAAGCAAAAUGGGAAAAUAAAAUGAACUACGAAGAAAUAAACGAAGUUUGCGAAAUGAACAGAUGCACGAGCGCAAUGUAUUUGGAGUCGAGAAAGAGUGAAAUGAUAUUGUGGAUAGCAAUAACACCAGAAGGACCGACACUUAAGUCGAGAGUGACAAACAUACACACACUUAAGGAUUCCACGUUUUUGGGAAACUGUCUGGCCAGGUCGAGGCCUCUGCUGACGUUCGAUAGGUCGUUUGGAGAAGUGCCGCACCUGCAGCUGAUACAAAGGAUGCUGUCACAGGCAAUGGGCACGCCAAGAAAUCACCCGAGAAGCAUGCCGUUCCACGACCACUGCCUGUCGUUUUUCAACUUCAAAGACCACAUAAUAGUAAGACACUACCAAAUAUCGCCGAAGAACGAGUUUUAUGUAAACAACCCGGAGAAUCAAACACUAACAGAGAUAGGACCACAAUUCGUGCUGGAGCCGAUAUUGAUACUGGAAGGAAGCUUUAAGGGAAUAACGCUGUGGAGAAAUUCAAAAUAUAUAUCGCCGAUGAUGGUAAGAAGAUAUAAACACUCACUGAAGAUGGAAAAACGGAGAAAGAAGAAAGGACAAAAGGUAAGAAGAAAUUUGAAAGUGAUGGUGGACUUGCCGGAGGACGAGUUGUCGAUAUCGAAAGUGUUCGCAGCCCCCUCACAAGGAUAA